AGCAGAGGGACAGAAGACAGGUCCUUUGUUUUACAAAGUUUCUUUUCAAAACACUCAUUUAUUUCACUGUAGUAGUCCUGUAUUUCACAAGUAGUCCCAUUCAUGAGUACUUUCAUGCGAAGCAAGGGGAUUUGCAGGGGAAGUCUGGCAUAAAACAACUCCAAACUGGACUAAUGUUGCCGUUGCUUUCUAAGUUUGGCUCAGCAUGCGUCCCAUAGAAGGGAAAAGGGAUAAGCCUCUGUCUUAAAAAUGUCAAAACAGCCAGCGUCACAUGUCAAAGCCAUUCAGGCUAAUAUUAACAUCCCAAUGGGAGCAUUUCGACCUGGUGCAGGCCACCCUCAUAAAAGAAAAGAACUUGCACCUGAAGAAGUGGAGGAGAGUGUUCCUGCUUCGACAGAGGAGGAGAAAGACAAGAAACAUCUCCCAGGGGCUAAGAAACUUCCAGGUCCUGCUGUCAACUUGUCAGAGAUCCAGAACGUAAAGAGUGAGCUAAAAUUUGUCCCAAAAGCUGAACAGUAGCUGGAACAAGCAGGUCUGACAAGAGAAAAUGAAUGGAUUCCAAUGAAUGGAGAUAAUUUGAAAUGCUUUAUAUAUCUGUAUGAAGACUGAACUUCCUAACUCCGUGGUAGCCCAUAGGAAGCAUCUUCUUUGUACAUUUAUAUCAACACUUUUCUGUUGUCCGUUUUGUUUAACAUAAGAAAGUACCACUGAAAUAAAAAACAAACACAACUAGUAAUGUGUGUGUAUAUAUUCAGGAAUUAUUUUGACCUCAGAACAGGGAAUAGUGUAAUUUGAAUUUUGAGUGAAAGUAGAAUACUUUUUUAAAAAAAUAAUCAAUAUUUGCAAUUAAUUUGGUUUCUUUCCUUUUGAAAAAAAAUCAAUAUGGACAAAACAGUUUUAAAAUGAUUUGACAAAAUGCAGAAUAAAUUAAGAAUGUAACAUCUAAUUUCCUGUAGUGUACUCCUAGUUAUAGAACAGGAAUAAUGUAUCAAGUGUAAUAAAGGAAACUAAAAUAUUAAAAGGGAUGUUCUUUCUGGUGAGUUUAACUAAAUUUCUCUUAUGUUGUAGAGCCAAAGUAUUUCUUUUUCUUGAGAAUCUAAAAUGCACUGGUGUUCUGAUAUUUAUGCAUCACCUUCACUUUGCACAAUGAAAAUACAAGAUGUGAUCUAGCUCACAGAAAACCUGCAACCUUUAUUAAAAUAAACAGGUCAUCCAGCCUCGAUGGAACAUGCCCCUGAGUAUAGGUUGAAGGAUUACUAUCUUCAAAAGCCCAAAUGAAAAGGGGACUUUGAAAUACUGGUGCCGAGCAAAAAUCAUGUAUGAUCACAGCAACCCUUUCGUACAGUGAUUAAUCCCUGACACUUGUUUUAUAUGGACUGUACAUAAAUGAAGACUGUUUGAUGCAUAUUCUAUUUUUGGAAAUGAGAUCUUAUUGUUAAGAGAAAUGUAAUGCACUGUGUCUCCUUGGUCGCUCGUGUUAUUUACUGUUAAUGGAUUAGAGGACCUGUUUUGUAAUAAUAUUCCUACUGUUGAUUGAAACUAUUCUACAUGCUCUGAAACUCUCUGCCUGGCUCUUGUUUAUUCAAUUAAAAUAAAGAUAAUUAUUCUGGUUAGAAAACAGAUUUCAAGUUGAAUAUUACUAACAAUGACAUCCAUUUAAUUCUCAUUUGCUCCAUCAGAUAACACAAAAGCUAACUGGCAAUAUUUUUUUAUUUUAAGUUAUUACAUGUGCUUUGUACAGGAAAUUAGAAAGGAGCUGUACUCAUUGCAACUCAAUUAAAAGGACAUGUUCUACUUUCCAUAUACAAUACCAACGUUGCUUACCAUCCUGCUUCAUCCUUAUAGCUC
Falco peregrinus (peregrine falcon) is the source of this 1848-nucleotide messenger RNA. RefSeq names its product small muscle protein X-linked (gene SMPX). The record is from RefSeq and is a predicted model, not a curated record. Bases 250 to 519 code for a protein of 89 amino acids. The transcript is spliced from 5 exons. Lineage: Eukaryota; Metazoa; Chordata; Aves; Falconiformes; Falconidae. Gene Ontology annotation, cellular component: M band; muscle tendon junction; costamere.